Phytophthora infestans T30-4 is the source of this 1848-nucleotide messenger RNA. RefSeq lists its product as uncharacterized. Lineage: Eukaryota; Oomycota; Peronosporomycetes; Peronosporales; Peronosporaceae. The coding region runs from base 1 to 1848 and encodes 615 amino acids. The record is from RefSeq and is a predicted model, not a curated record. The transcript is spliced from 3 exons.
AUGGACCUCCUAGGAGAUCUUUCCGAGCCAAGAGGAGCUGUACUAUCACGACGUCGCAGCCGUGGCACCAACAGUAACAACAGCUCGCCCAACAAGGAAGUGAUCAAAGUAGAAGACCCUUUCAAGAGUUCUUUACCACCCUCUCCAGUUCUGUCAAAGCCUUUAGCAACAGCUCCAGAGGUAGCGACAGAGAUGGUAGCUCCAUCAAAUGACAGACCUGAUACUCCGCCAUCACCAGGUCGCAUCCGAUCACUAACAGUCGACAAACGCAUCCGCGAAAGCGACUUGGAACUGCCAAAAGACAGUCUGCUAGAGGAAAUUCUACCGUCGCCUCCUGCCUCUGCUCGCAGCAGUCCCCAGCGACGCAACUCGUACUCCCAGUCCUUCGACGUUGAAGACAAAAUCGCUCCUAUCGCUGAGGAGCCAAUUAGAAAAGUACAAGAGCACAACUCUCAAGCCCAAGAGGAGACUCCACAUAUUUCAAUUGUCAGGCCCUCGCCGAUAGAAGAAAUGAAAGAUUCGAAGACAAUUUUUGCUCCAGUUUGCAACUGUGAAGAACGCGAAAAAGCGCUUACUGCAACAUUUGACGUCGAGCGAGUUGCACUGCAGCAACAACUCGAUGAACUCACGCAACAGUUGCAGACUCAAACAGCGUCUAACAGUCAACUCGCGCAACAACUCACGCAACAACAGGAGGAACGAGAAGCGCUCGCUACGCAACUAUCUCAGCAACUGGAAGAACGAGAAUCACUGGUUAACCAACUGUCGCAGCAACUUGAUGCACGAGUAGCAGCGAACACUCAACUGACUCAACAACUCGCAACAGUGGAACGUGAUAAACUCCAAGCCGACCAGGUAGCUGCAAGCUGUAAAGAGGAAGCAGCGAGCUACCAACAUCGAGCUGAGCUCUUGGAAGCCGAGAUACGAGGACUUCGUGACGAGCUGUACCGCUCGAAACGCGCCAUCCAGGAUGCAGAGUUGACUCUAGCACGGAAAAUGGCCGAACAGGACGACGCGGACCAGUUAGAACGCCACCGAGAGAAGCGCGCGCUUGAGGCGCUUAGUGCGCAGAUGCAACGUGCAUUAGCACGUCUCACUGUAACGCAUCAAGUACACGAGGAAGGUUUAGGCCUUGACAACUCCGCAGCACGCGUUGCUGCUGAAGAUGAGGCACGUCUUCGAGUGAUCGCGUCGCUAGAGGGAAGCUCGAAGCGCGCAGCUCAACACGCUGAGCAAGAGCGACUGAAACUAGCAGAGUUAUUACGAGAACUCGAAGCGGGGGCGCGCAACGCUCGACAAGGAGCGUUAGAAGAUAAGGAGCGUCUGCGACAGGAGCAGCAACGUCUAGACGCACUUAGCGCUCAUCUCCAGGCCCAUGCUGCCGCACUACGGGACCAAGAGGAUACUCAUGCCGCGUAUAUGGGGAAGCAACUGGCUGAAGCUCGAGAGGACGCGCGGGUGUACGAAGCACGUUUAGCAACUAGAAGGACGCAACUGGAACGCGAUGAGCGUGCGUUGUAUGAAGCUCGAGCGGAGUUUGCGGCCUUCCGCGAACAAACUGCGCUAGAGAUUGAGCGCGAGCACGAGGAGCUUCGAGCGUCGCGUUUAGCGCUUGAAGACGCGUGGCGCGAGCUUCGCGCGGACCGCGAGGACCUCGAAACGGAGUUGGCUGGCCACGAAGAUGAAUUUCAAACACUCGAGAGCAUGCGGCAACACGUUCAAGACGCAGAAGCGCGACUGGCGGAACGUACGCAAGAGGUUGUCGCACUAGCGGAGAAACUUGACGUCGGCACGCAAGAGUUGCUGGAACGUCAGCAACUUGUUGCAUGCUCAGAUUCGACAGCUUGA